This is a messenger RNA of Xyrichtys novacula (pearly razorfish), 9776 nucleotides long. Lineage: Eukaryota; Metazoa; Chordata; Actinopteri; Labriformes; Labridae. The record is from the annotation of a GenBank genome assembly.
GCGGGUGCGGUUUUGACAGACCCGGAAAUAACCCAAUAGUUAUUGCGGGGACGGACUGCUGUGUGUCCGCCUUCGCUGCUCCCUUGUUGAAGGAAGUAAAGUCUAUCAAACAUGAGUUUCCACUACGGCCAGGUAAGAAAACACAGCGUAUUGUGUUUAAUGUUUUAUUCGUUUAUUUUAAUCUUAGGUUUAUGCGGUCCAAGUACCUCAUUAUUUGUUCCUUUGUCCUUAUUUAUCGUAACUGUGGGUAAUGUCUGUGUUACACAAGUAUAAGGAGGCAGCCAUCUGAUUUGGUUUGCUAUGGUAAUGUUAGCAUAACAGUGUUAACUAUUGCUAUGCAUAAUGUGUGUUAUUUAUAGCCUGAGUAGCUGUUUUUUUGCCCACGUAUUGUCAAAUUUAAUCGCAUUUGUACCUCUUGUGUGUAUUUUUUUUGGUUUCCGCCCACAGUAGUGUGUAUUGUCUCUCAUAUUCUGUAUAUUUGUGUCAGUGAAAGUCUGUCAGGCUAUGUCUUAGCAACAUGUGGCUACAGCUGUUAUAGUGAGAAGUUAGAUCCAUUUAGACAAUGGUUAUAGUAUCUUCAAAAUAAAGUUGUUUUUUUUAUUUAUCUUUUUUUGUAAGUUUUCCAGGGGGUGAUGGGACUGAGAAAAACUUGCUAAAUGUACCUGCUGAAUAUAAAACUAUAUGAAUCUGUUGUUAGUAGUUGAGAUCUGCAGACUAUGAAGCAAAGCUAAAUAAAGCUGAUGCUUUCUAAUUCAAAACUCAGGUAACGUCAUAAAAAAGAUAGUUACAAUUUAGAAAAUGAUAAUAGGGGAGAGUGGGGUAAGAUGAGUCAUGUUUUACAUUUCGGAUCACUACAUCAAGGCAAUCAUAGUUUUGUCUCUAACUAGUGUAUCUGCAUAUAUUUCAAGAUGUUGUUCAUCUAUGCAAACCAACAGAAUGAGGGUAAACAUAACUGUCUUGAUAAUAUAACAUGCCAAAAAAAGUGGUCUCCUAUGGUCAGCUUACCCCGUGUAUGGGGUAACUUGACCAUAGGAGCAGGGUAAGCUAAGCCAUAUCAACAUCCCAAGCGAACCCUGUUCAGUCAUUAUAUUCACCACUAAAAAUUUCAGUAAUUCAAAGUGAAGAUAAAUUUGAUAGAAAAAAUAGGCUGUAGUGUCUGUUUAAAGCAAGCAGAACACCUGUGAUAUCACACAGUUUUACAGAUUAUAAUGAAUCCAUUGACAUCAAACAUGUCAGACAGUGAUGCUCUAGACUAAGUAAACAUAUAGGAAAGAAACGUUAUGCAGGCCAAAUAUGAUCCAAGCAACAUACCGAGUUGCAUUUUACCUUGUUAGUGAAAGAAACUAAAAACGCGGUCUGCAAAUCGGGCUCAGCUCAUGUAACCAGGUUUGUCCCAUUUAGAUCCAAGAUCUCUUUUGCAAGAGAGACCUGGCCAAGAAUGGCAGCACAUACAGUUUCAAGACAUAAUCACAUUCAUCAUAUAGAAUACAAAUAAUAAUCAAAUUUUCAAAAUUAGUUAAAAGAAUUUACAAGAUUAGUCAAACAUUUGCACUCAAAUAAAACAUUUGCGCUCCUGAAGCCUGGAUGUAAUGGAAUUUAUCAUGGAUUUGGAAUCAAAUCAGCUUAUUUCACUCACUUUUGACAGUUAUAACUGAGACGGAACAAAUGCAAAUCGUAAACUUUUUACAUGUCAAGCUCACCAAGGGCCCCUUACUUCAUUGUGAGUCAGUCCCACUUUUAUCCCCACUAUGAUGCCCGUAGAAAACUUCAGUACUUUAUAAAGCUUACUCAAAAGGGUUCAAAAGAGAGUAGUAUUUCUACACAUCCCCUCUAAAAAUGGCUUACCUUAUCUGUUGCAAUCAAAAUAUAACAUCCAACUACAACUAUCUCUUUUUUCCUUCUCAUGAGUUAGGUCAUGUUGUGCUCCGUCUGUCCACACACAGCCCAUGUUUUCUUUCUUUGUAUUACUCAGUCUCAGAGACCCUUGCUCUUGUUUGUAACUUUAGGGCUAUCCAGGAAGAGGCAACCCGCCACCAGGUGCUCAAUACGGCGGAGGCCAUGCUCCCUAUGGUCAUCAACCCUCUGCUCCAUAUGGAGGUGCUCCAGGGGCAUAUGGAGCCCCAGCCUAUGGAGGGCAGUAUGGUCAUGGACCAGGCAGUGCCCCCGGCGGACCUUAUGGGGGUUAUGGAGCACAACUACAUGGAGGGCAUUAUGGACACCAUGCUCCUGCAGGUAAUUGCAAGCUUAGACAUGAGCUGAGUGAGCUCCUGCUGCACCUUUGCUGGUGAACUGAAAUUAUUCUGAACACGGAGGGACUGCAGAUAGGCUGCCGUUCCCUUUCCCCAUUGCCUUCUUUACCUCUUUUCUCCCUCUCUCUCUCUCUCUCUCUCUCUGGUGAGAUGAUGGAUAGAAAAUGACUUGCGUUCCCAGACAGUCAUGUAGAGACAGGGUUCAGUUUGCGCCCCUCAGCAGGAUUACACGGUUGGAGUGAUGACUCUGGUAAUACUGAGUGAGGGCUAAACAGAGUGAGAGACGGAUGGGUAGAGAGUGUGUGUGUGUGUGUGUGUGUGGCAGUGUGUUUACAUGUGUUUGUGGGAUUACACCGUUUCCUGUAGCAGCUCUGUCUUAGCCAGAGCAUCACAGUGUAUGUCACUAUCACUCCCCACAGGGACAGAAUCCAUCAGAACCUGGCCUGAAGUGUCACCUGUCCCUCUAUACCCAUUCAUUUUUCUGACAAUCAGCCCUCUCUCCACUCCUCCCUCGUCCUACACCAUAUUUUCUAACUCCCUAUGUGUCCUCCUCUAUGUAUCUGGAUAAUGGCCCUUUACUCCAACACUAUCUCCUUCUCGCCUAAGAUGACUUUUUUCCAACCCCCAGCCCUGCAGUUGGCCUUUUUUCAGAACCCAUGCGCUAGAAAACACUAGGCAUGUGUAAGUAAGCCAGCAAGGCCUCGUUUUGCAUAACCAAUGGCGAACUACACAUAAUCCCAGCAUCCCAACUACCGCAUUUUCUGGACUGUAAAUCGCACCAGCCAAAAAAAUGCAUAAUGAAGAAAAAACAUGUACCGGUGUAAGUCUUGUGUUUUGGGGGAAAUUUAUUUUACAAAAUCCAAGACCAAGAACAGUCAGAAUAUGUGUACGGUAUGCUAACGUAGCACGUCGAUAGUUUUUCAGCUACAUGAAGCAUAAACAACAAACUCCAUAGGUGUCUAGUAUGUUAACGUCACUUAGGUCCUUACACACCGGGACCGUUUUUGUCGUGCGAUUAUUUCGGAUGUCAAAAACAUUUUUUUUCGAACCCGUAUCAUGUCAAUACAAGCGUUCACAUCAGCGACGUUUUCCAGAUCUGCGAUAUUGCGGCAUUUAUUUUUUCGGAUCAUGGUCGAUUUUUCUAAAGUUUCCACUUCUGACCAAUAAGAUUGCGUGUUGUCGUGACGUCUGAUUCACCUGUAUAUCCAAAAUGGACGACCGGCUGAUCGUUUACUUGUCGGAGAACAGAGUGCUUUUUGAUAAAAGACACAAAUUUUACAAAGAUAACGACCUGAAGGACAACUUGUGGAGAGUCAUAGCGUCAGAUCUCUCAUAUGACGAUGGUUUGUGUGCUUUAACAGUUUGCUAAACGUCUUUGUUUUAACUUUCAUCUGUGCUAACGUAAGCUAACGGUUGUUACCAUAUUUUCAUGUGCUUAUCUUAUCGCCUCUGAUUGGCUAUAAGUGCUGACCAUUUGGCUUGAGCAUUUGGUGACGUUUCCAGCUUUUCUAGCCAAUCAAAGACGAAGGAGGUGGGACUUUACCCAGGAAAAGUCUUUUCCCCCCAGAAAGUCGCAAAAUUGCAUCGGGCUUGAUGUGUAUAGUCAGGCGUGUCAAUAUUCUCCUCCGAAUAUUUCGUAAUUUCGCGUUCUAUAUUCGCGUCGGCCCCGGUGUGUAAGGACCUUUUAUAGUCCGGAAAAUACGGUACAGAUGCAAACAAGGUGAAACGUAAGAUUUCUCCUAUCCAAUACUGAUAUACAGCUGUUUGAAAGGUUGUUAGCAGGAAGAGAAAUCCUAUCUUGAUUUCAAUCAAAAGCAUUCCUCUCCACUGAUUGAUUUGACAAAUUUGACGUGUGCCAAGCAAAGUCUUUGCUAUUUAGAAAGAUAACCAUUUAUAAGCAGUUUGGCCUAUCAGAAUCUAGUGUUUAAUACAGCUGGGUGAUUAGUAAAAGCUUAUUUCAGUGAGAUAUUCCUCAACAUAAAACACACUCUUUUUUUUUUACUUUGGGGGGAUUCUCUAUAUCUGAAAUAAGCAGCUUGCUUCCAGCCUAACAAUGACAUGCCACUUUAUUUUAAUCCCAUAGAAUCAAGAUAGCAGAAGUGAAAAGCAUCAUUUACUGCAGUCACAGUUGUAAUAUUUCUCCAUGAAUCUAGUGUUGGUGAAAUUACUAUUUUUCUAAUGUCAUUCAGAUAGAAAGUACUUUCAGGGUUAUUAUUAUGAUACACUGUUAUCUUUUAAAUCAAUUUUUUUCAACUUAAAAUCAUGAAGUCGAGUGCAGAUGUUUUAUUUUUUUAUGACUACGUUCCUGCUACACAGAGUCAGCACAGUUUCAGCUGCCAGACAGUAAAACUGUGCGUCUUCUUCUUCUUCUUCUAAUAAAUAAGUCAUUACUUCGCUUCAAAACGGGGCUACUGCUUCAUCUCCAGGAAUCCUCAAUUUUUUCUCCUCUCUUUUUCGAUGAUUUUGUUCCCAUCCCCUGCCACAUAUCAGCUUCUCCUGAAAAGUGUGAAAGCAUUACUGAAAUAAUAAUAUUUUGAAAAUUUGUAGACAGGUAAAUUUCAGAGAGGAUAAAUCAAAGUAGUAUUGAAGUAAAGGAAGAAGAAAACAGUGAAUAAUGUGCGAUCUUGAAGUGAUAGACACCUCCAAGGUGAGACUGUUGCAGCCCCUUUUUCCUCCAGUGUCCCAUUCUGACCCUUAUUUCUCCUCUCUGCAGGUAACGUCCCUCCUGGUGUUAACCCAGAGGCAUACCAGUGGUUCCACACUGUCGACACCGACCGCAGCGGCUUCAUCAACCCGAAGGAGCUGAAGCAGGCACUCGUCAACUCCAACUGGUCUGCCUUUAACGACGAGACCUGCCUCAUGAUGAUCAGUAAGCCACUCUUCAGCAGUCGAGGGAGAUCUGUGUCGAUGAAUUGGUUAGAAAAAAAAGCUUUGGCUGUGUAUCCUGAGUCCAAAAAAAGACAGAGAUACUCUUGAAAGAUUAAUAUGGCCACAGCAAAAUGAGGGGGAGUUAUUUAGGAUACUAAAUUAAUUAAAAAGAGCUGAAUAAAAGAGUGGGCCGGUUUUUUAAGUCCCCAAGUCUUUGAAAGUCGAAAACAAAAAUUCACAGCCAAAGUCAGCCCAAAAAUGACUGAGUCAUAUUUGUCCCUGCGGCUGUUUGUUUCAGGAGUCUCUCUGCAUUCCAACCGUGUUUGCCAACAGUGACUAAUGUCCUCUAUUUACCCUAAUGAGAAAUGUGUGACUCCUGUGUGCUGCAAGGAGAAGUUUCAAGAUGACAGCAGAGGGUUUACUGGAAACAAGUCCAAACACUUUUCACAUCUGUGUGUUGCACAUUAACAUGGACACUACCUGAGUGACUAAACUUGUCAUGUUUUGUAUUUCCUGUUAGACAUGUUUGACAAGACGCGGUCAGGGCGAAUAGACAUGUUUGGCUUCUCCGCACUUUGGGACUUCAUGCAGCGGUGGAAAGCGCUCUUUCAGCAGUAUGACAGGGACCGCUCAGGCUGCAUCAGCAGCACUGAGCUGCACCAAGGUAAUGUUUUCAUUAAAGACGCCACAGUUCAUAGAGAUUAGAGGAAAAAACAGACCAGAAUAAAAGCAAAAACUUCUUCUCUCUCUCUUCAGCUCUGGCUCAAAUGGGCUACAACCUGAGCCCCCAGUUUUCUGAAACAGUGGUGCAACGUUUCACCCUGCGAGGUGGACGGCCCGGCAUCCAGCUGGACCGCUUCAUCCAGGUGUGCACCCAGCUCCAAACCAUGACCCAGGUCUUCAGGGAGAGAGACACCAACAUGACGGGCAACGUGCGCAUGAGCUAUGAAGACUUCCUCUCUGGGACCAUCAGCAGGCUCAUGUGAGCCUCAUCUGCUCUGUGGAUUCACAAUGCUAUUCCAUGUUCUGACCACUUUGGCUCAGAUUUAAACCACCUUUCAGCCUAACCUGCUGCUACUGUGAACACAGUAUAUGAGCCAGCCAUCCAUCCAUUCCAUGGCUUAUUGCUGUGAGUAGAUAAACCUUAGCUCCAUGCACCUGGGACCAGGGGAUCAGCCACCAUAUGCUGUUCAUACAUUGAUGACAGUUAGGUAGUCUUUCCUUCAAAAUACCAAUACUUGAUUUAAAUUAUACAGUUUAAUUCUGAGAUGAGUGACAACUUGUCUCUUUUUCCUUCUUCAAUCUGGUGUGCGUUGCCCCGACAACCACAUCGACAAACAAUCUGUCUGGACUGAAUGAAUUCAAAGACUUGGCUUGAGAAGAUAACAUUUUAAGAAAUGUGAAAAAGUGAAAUCCUCUGUAGAUUUUUCUCUGUAAUCAACUGCAGGACAAUUACAAUACUGAACUCAAAAGUCAUAUCUUAUAUAUCAGCACACAGUGAAUAAUACAGGAUUGUGUGUUUUACUUUUAUUAUUGAAUAUAAAUAUAUCCGGAGUAGUCUGCGUUUUCACAGAAUAUCUCCAAGCAAUGGUUGCCAAAUGUAUUAAACAUGGCUUUGUAAUUAAAUGGUAAUAAAGCAAACUGAUCUUGGGGGCUAGUUCUAGGAAAAGUUAAGAAAUUUCCAAGUGUUAAUAUUUAAAGAAUAUAGAUAUAUUAAUGCUUUGCUAAAUUGCACUCUUUGUCAGCCAGUACAAUUUAAAUAACAGAAAUCUAUGGCCAAAAGACAUGGGACCCAAAAGCACUUAAAGCUUUUGUAUUUUUUUUCUCCUGCUUGAUCUCAAAGUCAGGUGAUGUUUAGAGACUUACACUCCAGAAAUGUCGUUUAUUUCCUUGAGGGAACCUUCCCAAAAGGAUAAAUAAAAUUGCAUCUGAUCUGAUCUAAUCUAUUGAAUACAUGCCAAACUGGUUCCUGAUGCCAAAAACAGAUAAAUGCUUUUAUAUCAUAUUUUUUUGGAUGUAUAAAUUAUCUUUUCUGAAUGAAUAUGCAAUGCUUAAAAAAAAUGCAGAUGCCUUCAUUACAAGAGUUGCCUUAUAGCAAGCUGAAUAAUGGAACUGAAUAAGUGCUAUGUAUCUAAAAGGAAGAAAUAUUGCAUAAAUACCACUUAACUAUCAAUAAAAGAAAUUAUGUUCAUUUCUAAGAGCUUGGACUGAGUUGUUUUGUUUUGGCAGAAAAUUAGCUUAGCUGAAGUGCGGUCCUGGAUGAACUUUACUCAAUAUGUACGACCUCAAAAAGCCUAAAAUCAGUCUUUCAUUUCUUUCUGUAAACAGAUUGGCUAAACAAAAAGAGCAAAAGAGCCAAUGUGUCUCCCCUCCACAUCUGGCACUUCUUCCCCUCACCAUCUGUUACUCUGUUUGAUCACAGAGUGUGUCAAGAGUCCUCCUGCUUCUCCCAUCGCCUCUCAAAUCAGAGAGAAUCCAUCAAAUUCUCUUGUGCGUCUUUUUUUUUGUACUCAUAUCCCACCUGCGUCUCCUCUUUUUUUCCCUGCAGGCUAAACAUAACUGUUGAAGUGUCCUUAACCACACUCUGUUCUGUUCUGUUCACACAUCAAUCUCUGUGUGGAUUUGGUUCAAAAUAUUGAGUUGAUGGACUUGAAAUUCUUGCAAAUGUGGACCAUGCUUUCAAGUUGGGAAGCAGUGCAGCAGCCUCAUGUUAUUACUGGUGAUUUAACCUAAAGCCUAAACGUCAUUUUGAUGAGGACAUUUCCCACCACUGAUCCUCAUUAUCUCAGGAAAAGAGAGUGAGUCCGAGAUUUCACUUAGUGAGGAUGUGGCAUUGCAAUCUCAUUGUCACAGUUUGUGAUUUGAAUUGAUACGAUAGUUUUAUUUUUAAACACAAAUCUUGGCAAGUUAAGCAGAACUGGCACUAGUAAUUUUGUUAUUCCUGCAGGGGGAUGAACGCAUUAUAGUUUAUCUGACAGGACUGAUUAAAUGCCAGUUCUGGCAACUACAGGGUGGACAGCGCAGAGAGAAGAGCUGCUGAAAAGAAUAAUUCUGAAGCAUGACUCAUAAUCGCUCACACAGUAUCCUGUUAAUCAAUUAUUCCAGCAGUCAUUUGAGCUAAUGAUAAAAUUUGGAUAUAGAUCUGUCCUUUUUUUUCCCCUCUCUUUCUGCUUCUUCGUGAGAAUUAAUGAGUCAGAAGUGGCCGUCACUCUCUGAAAGGCUUUGUUUCACUGCUACAGAUCAGUAUCGUGAUGUGGAAGCAACAUGAGUACAGUUUAUUGAAAAAUGUUUGCAAAUAACAUGUAGUGAUUCCCUUCAACAGCAAAAUAGAGUCAUCUAGUUUCUCCUCCCUGUAGUCAACUCUGCAAUCUUAGGUCUCCUGCUGAGUGAUUGGCAUCAACACAACUUCUCUGCAUUUUUCAUAAGCAGUUAGACAAAACAAAAGCAAAAUGGUCAUGUUAUUCACUUCAUCAAUUUUGACAGCCUCUUUGCACCAAAAUGCCCUAUAGAGGAAAAAUUCAUAUCCCGCACUCCAUGGGUCUGUCAUCCAAGAUACAGUGCCUUGAAAAAGUAUUCAUACCCCUUGAACUGAUUCAAAUGAUCAGCUCGUUAUCAAGCUCUGUGAUGGCUUGAUAACGAGCUGAUUAUUUGAAUCAGGUGUGUUGGAGCAGGGAAACAUACAACAACAGUUGUAUUACUGCUGAUACUAAAUUACACACAGGUGGACUCUAUUAACUAAUCAGGUGACUUCUGAAGGCAAUUGAUUGCACUGCAUUUUAUUUAGGUGUAUCAGAGUACAGGUGGGCUGAAUACAAAUGCAUACCUCAAAAGAUCUAAAUAAAAUAAAGUUUGUGGUUAUAGAGUGACAAAAUGUGAAGAAGUUCAAGGGGUAUGAAUACUUUUUCAAGGCACUGUACAGCACCUGUGGCUGAUGCCUUGCAAGGGUGUAACACAACAGUGGCAACAAACCUGUCAACCUUUUCUGAGUAUUUAUUUGAGAGGCUGGUUUUAUGCAAGAAUGCAUUUCAUGAUCAAAGGCAGAGAGAGAUAAAGUUUGUUGGCUGCAAGUCAAGAAAGCUAGAGGAAGGACAAACAUCCAAGUUAUGUGUUACAUAAAAAACACAGGAACAAUUCACAGGGCUUUGAGUUUAUAGGAUUAUACAGUAUUUAAUCAUCCAACAGCCCAAUGAGGCACAAUUUUCUCAACUAUACGGUGGAUAUAAAAAGUCUACACACCCCUGUUCAACUGCCAGGUUUUUGUCAUGUAAAAAAAUUUAAUCAAGAUAAAUAAUUUCACAACUUUUUCCACGUUUAAUGUGACCUAUAACCUGUACAAUGCAAUUGAAAAACAAACUGAAACCUUUAAAAAGGAAAAAUAAAAAAAUAAACAAAUUAAAAUAACCUGGUUGCGUAAAUAUACACACCCUUAAACUAAUACUAUGUUGCAGUACCUUUGGCUUUUAAUACAGCACUCAUUCUUUUUGGGUAGAAGUCUAUCAGCGUGGCACAUCUUGACGUGGCAAUAUAUGCACACUCUUCUUUGCAACACCGCUCCAAAUCUGACAGAUUGCGAGGGCAUCUCCUAUGCACAGCCCUCUUCAGAUCGCCCCACAAACGUUCAAUGGGAUUCAGGUCUGGGCUCUGGCUGGGUCAUUCCAA